This is a messenger RNA of Oldenlandia corymbosa var. corymbosa, 833 nucleotides long. The record is from the annotation of a GenBank genome assembly. Lineage: Eukaryota; Viridiplantae; Streptophyta; Magnoliopsida; Gentianales; Rubiaceae.
AUGAAAGAAAAGUUCUUCAGGGGGGAAAAAAUAAGAAAGAAAAAAGACGAAGAAGAAGAAGAAGAAGGAGAAGAAGAAAAUGGAUGUUUCAGAUGUGAGGGUGAAUUACCUCCUGGAAAAUAUCAGCCAAUUGCUCACAUACGACUCUACUCUCGCCUGAUUUGUAAAAUUAAGGGCGUAUGUGUAUUGGAAGAUCUUCAAGAAAGUCUGAAGAUUCUCAAGGGCGUGAUCAUGAAUGAUAUAAAAUUAUAUUAUGAUUACGGCCCACAAGUAGUGGAUCGAUCCACGGGGAAGGAAAUAAGGGAAGUGAUUUGGAAAGCUGAGGAUGCCAUUGAUAGUUACUUAGUUGUUGCCGCUACAGCCCCGUUGCGAAUGGGUCAUUUCCACUUCCACAAGAAAUUCUAUUUUCUGGCAAAGCAGAUAAGAUAUUUCGGCGGGAGAGUUGAGAAUGAGGUGAAAAGACGGCCCCUUGAAGCACAUCAAAUUGAGGCUCACCAACCCGCAGGAACAUCAUCCAGUGAGGAGGCACACACAAUUGAGGAAAGGCAUGUAGUCGGGUUCGAUAAGGCAGCCCAAGGACUAAAAGAGCUGCUAAGUGAAGGACCAGAACACCUUGAGAUCAUGACAUAAAAGAAACGCUUCUCAAAAGUUGGACUUCGGCCUCCAAGUUACUCGAUGAUGAACAAGUGUCUCGAAUCGAUGUAGGAGAUCUGAAAAGUCAUCUCAGACAAUGGCGAGUCCAGAUUCAUCACCAUCACUGGGCCGGCCCACUACUUAGCCUUGGAGUCGAUACCUUCCCGAUGUGGCGGUCUAUUGUUGAUAACCCUAGUAGG